Molecule: messenger RNA, 1362 nt
Organism: Insectozyma verbasci
Lineage: Eukaryota; Fungi; Ascomycota; Pichiomycetes; Serinales; Debaryomycetaceae
Source: the annotation of a GenBank genome assembly
AUGGUCUUACCUCACGAACCAGAAUUUCAACAAGCUUACGAUGAAUUAGUUUCAGCUAUUCAAGAUUCAACAUUAUUUGAAGAACAACCAAAAUACAAAAAAGUUAUACCAGUUGUUUCAGUUCCAGAAAGAAUAAUUCAAUUUAGAGUUGUUUGGGAAAAUGAUAAAGGUGAAGCUCAAGUUAAUAAUGGUUAUAGAGUUCAAUUUAAUUCCGCUUUAGGUCCAUAUAAAGGUGGUUUAAGAUUUCACCCAUCGGUUAAUUUAUCAAUUUUAAAAUUUUUGGGUUUUGAACAAAUUUUUAAAAAUGCUUUAACUGGUUUAUCAAUGGGGGGUGGUAAAGGUGGUUCUGAUUUUAACCCAAAGGAUAAAUCAGAUGCUGAAAUUAGAAGAUUUUGUGUUUCAUUUAUGAGAGCUUUAGCUAGAUAUAUUGGUCAAGAUACUGAUGUUCCAGCAGGUGAUAUUGGUGUUGGUGGUAGGGAAGUUGGUUAUUUAUUUGGUGCUUAUAAACAAAUGCAAAAUAAUUGGUCAGGUGUUUUAACUGGUAAAGGUAUUAAUUGGGGUGGUUCUUUAAUUAGACCAGAAGCUACUGGAUAUGGUACUGUUUAUUAUGUUGAAAAAAUGAUUGAAAAAGCUACAAAAGGUAAAGAAACUUUUAAAGGUAAAAAAGUUACCAUUUCAGGUUCAGGUAAUGUUGCUCAAUAUGCAGCAUUAAAAGUUAACGAAUUAGGUGGUAUUGUUGUUUCAUUAAGUGAUUCAAAAGGUUCAAUCAUUUCUAAGAAAGGUAUUACCAAUGAACAAGUUGAAGCAAUCGCAAAAGCUAAAUUACAAUUUAAAUCAUUAGAACAAAUAAUAAAAGAUGAAGCUAGAAUCUUUGAUGAUUCGAUUGAAUAUAUUGCUGGUGUUAGACCAUGGACUAAAGUUGGCCAAGUUGAUGUUGCAUUACCAUGUGCUACUCAAAAUGAAGUUAGUGGUGAAGAAGCUAAAGCUUUAGUUGAUGCUGGUUGUAAAUUUAUUGCUGAAGGUUCAAAUAUGGGUUCAACAAAAGAAGCAAUUGAAGUUUUUGAAUCAAACAGAUCAAAUGAUGUUUGGUAUGCUCCAGGUAAAGCUGCAAAUUGUGGUGGUGUUGCUGUUUCAGGUUUAGAAAUGGCUCAAAAUUCUCAAAGAGUUACUUGGUCUAAUGAAGAAGUUGAUUCAAAAUUGAAAGAUAUCAUGUACACAUGCUUUGAAAAUUGUUAUGAUACAGCAGUUAAAUAUUCAACUGAUAAAAAUUCACAAGGUUUACCAUCAUUAUUAAAAGGUGCAAACAUUGCAGGGUUUAUUAAAGUUGCAGAUGCAAUGUUUGAUCAAGGUGAAGUAUUUUAG